AUGUUGUACAAAUGUGCUGUGGUGUUAUUUUGUUUGCAUUUUUGUGCAAGUUAUAAAAUAGGAAAAUUUUCUCUUUUGAUGCCAAAUGUGCGGCCUAAUUUUCCUGAGCUCUACUUAUGUACUCCUGUUAAAAUUAAUACAGAAAAAAGUUAUUUCAUCACAGGAUUUGAACCAAAUUCUACAAUGGAAACUGCACAUCAUAUGUUAUUGUAUGGUUGCAAAACUCCAGGAAGCAAUAAGGCUUUAUGGAAUUGUGGUGAAAUGAUAAAUAAAAAUUCAGGUGUAGACACUGCUAGUCCAUGUCUCGAUGGCUUACAAGUGAUAUAUGCUUGGGCUAGAGAUGCUCCAAAAUUAGAACUUCCAGAAGGAGUGGGGUUCAAAGUCGGUAAAGAUUCCCCAAUAAAAUACUUGGUCUUACAAGUUCACUAUGCCCAUAUUGAAGAAUUUAAAGAUGGAAAAACAGAUGACUCUGGUGUCUUCCUGGAAUAUACUGAAAGACCAUUAGAUAAAUUAGCAGGUGUUUUAUUACUUGGAACAAGAGGUUUGAUUCCUCCUGGAAAAAAAACAGAACACAUGGAAACAUUUUGCUCUAUAAAAGAAAAAAAAGUAAUUCAUCCUUUCGCUUUCAGAACUCACACUCACAGUUUAGGUCUGAUGGUCUCUGGAUACAAAGUAGUAGCAGAUGAAAAUGGCAAAGAUACCUGGUCACUAUUGGGUAAAAAGAAUCCUCAAACUCCUCAAAUGUUUUAUCCAGUCGUAAAUAAAAAUCCAAUUAAAGAAGGAGAUAUUAUCGCAGCUAGAUGUACAAUGAAAACCAAAAAAGACAGAUAUGUUUAUACAGGAGCAACAAACAAAGAUGAAAUGUGCAACUUUUACCUUAUGUACUACGUUGAAAAGGAUGAACCUUUAGAAAUGAAAUACUGUUUUAGUGAUGGUCCACCUUAUUUUUAUUGGAACAAAUCAAAUGAGCUUAAUAACAUUCCUGAUUACGAUGCAUCAUCACAACUUUAA
Molecule: messenger RNA, 1011 nt
Organism: Pediculus humanus corporis (human body louse)
Lineage: Eukaryota; Metazoa; Arthropoda; Insecta; Psocodea; Pediculidae
Product: peptidyl-glycine alpha-amidating monooxygenase 1 precursor, putative
Exons: 6
Coding region: 1-1011 (336 amino acids)
Biological process (GO): peptide metabolic process
Cellular component (GO): extracellular region; membrane
Molecular function (GO): oxidoreductase activity, acting on paired donors, with incorporation or reduction of molecular oxygen, reduced ascorbate as one donor, and incorporation of one atom of oxygen; copper ion binding
Source: RefSeq, a predicted model, not a curated record